Messenger RNA from Penicillium brasilianum, 1452 nucleotides. The record is from the annotation of a GenBank genome assembly. NCBI's taxonomy places the organism in Eukaryota, Fungi, Ascomycota, Eurotiomycetes, Eurotiales, Aspergillaceae.
GUGAAAAAUUGUGCUAGGUAAAAAGCCAAGGUAUCUAUUCCCUAGUUAAGCGUGGCUAAAGUCACACUAUAAAGUCCUCCAGACCUGAGUCUUCCUUGGAGAUUCCCAAAUUUCAUGGUACCUGUAACCCAGUCGAAUACAAUGGCUCCUAUACUGCCUGAACCUAUCUCCGUUCUGCAGGACAUUCGCACCAGCUACGACUCGGUCGAUCUCAAGUCAUGUGUGAUCGCGGGCCUCACGUCCGAACCAAAAUCAAUGCCAGACCUUCUUCUCUGGGACGAGCAGGGUAUGAGGAAUUUCAAUUCCUGGAUCCAGCACCAAGACUACUACCCACGUAGUAGUGAGCUAGAAAUCAUUCACAAAUAUCAGGAUGAGAUCGCGCAGAGCUUGCCAAGUACUCUUGUAUUGGUGGAAUUGGGCUGCGGAAGUCUUUACAAAACGAAAAGUAUCCUAUCCGCUCUAGCGUGCGCCAACAGAACCGUACACUAUUAUGCCCUCGACGUCUCUGAGGGGGCUCUCUCCGACAGCCUUGAGGAGCUCCAAACGGAAUUUGCUGAUCGACCCGCAAUCAAGAUCUCGGGGCUUCUUGGUACAUAUGAGGACUGUGUAAAGUGGCUGACGGAUGGAGCUUCACCGUGCGGACUCCCUUCUUCGACUGUGUGUUUUCUUUGGUUGGGUAAUAGCGUCACCAAUCUUGGUUUGUCAGACGCAAGCGCCCUCAUUAGCAAGUUUCGGAAUGUGUGUAUUGGCCUUGACUUGCAAUGCAGCUUCCUCCUCACAGCAGACUGCUGUACAUCGGACGAGCGCCUCAUGAAGGCCUACGAGCCUAUCAAUGGGCCUUCGCAUACGUUUAUGCAUCAUGGUCUGAAGACCGCGAAUGAGGUUCUUGGAUGGAAUGUCUUUGACGAGAAAAUCUGGAGAUGUACUGUGGAACGUGAUCUGGAUCAAAAUGAGCUGAUCUUUCGUUACCGACCUGCCGUGAACGUGUCACUAGAUAUAGGAUCAACAGUUGUGCACGUGCAGAAGAACGAAGGUAUACAGAUCACACGCAGUGGAAAAUGGAGCGAGAAGCAAAUGGGAUGGAUCGCCGACAGAAGUGGAUUUCGGAUUGAGCAUAUCUGGAGAGAUCUAAAACGGAAUUACUGCUUGUAUUUUCUGCUGUGAGCUUAUAUUCAACCGCCCGGAGUCGAAUAUGCAUUAAGGGGCUUCCAGAUUGUCCUGGCACGAGUUCAUAAAGUUUCCCUAUUCCAUGGCGGUAUCCGAGUACGACGGACUGGAAUUCUCGGCCACUACAAAAAUACUUUUGACCCAGAUCACAGUAGAGACUUCUUUUAUUUUAGUAUCAGACUAGAAUUGCCAAUCAUUGCUGUCGAAAUCUUAUACUGUAUGUGAAUAUUUUAUAGAAUAAAUUGCAACGUUCUACUGAGGCUGAUGUCAAGGCCAAAUGCUGGC